UAAGUGACGUCAUCGAUCGAGUUUGUUUGAGCAGUAGGCUACAUCUGAUCAACCCAAAGCUGAGGCACAGUUCGCAUCAGCUCGGAUAUUAGAUGGAGUUUUUCAUAGGAAAUCCUUUCUCUACACCUGUAGGUCAACUCGUAGAAAAUGCCACUAGUUCUUCUCUCCCGUCAGAGGACUGGGGCCUUAACAUGGAGAUCUGUGACAUUGUCAAUGAAACGGAUGAUGGAGCUAAGGAUGCCGUCAGAGCAAUAAAAAAGAGGAUUUUAGGAAAUAAAAAUUUUAAAGAGGUUAUGCUAACCUUGAGUGUGUUGGAGGCCUGCGUCAAAAACUGUGGACACAGAUUUCACAUGUACGUGUCCACCCGAGACUUUGUGGAGAAUGUUUUGGUCCAGACGAUCAUGCCUAAAAAUAACCCUCCGGUGAUUCUUCAGGAUAGAGUCUUGAGGAUGAUCCAGGCGUGGUCCGAUGCCUUUCGUAGCUCUACAGAUUUGACGGGCGUAGUGACCGUGUAUGAAAAUCUCAGGAGAAAAGGCGUGCAGUUUCCCAUACCUGAAGCGAAUGGCUAUUCCCCUAUUCACAGUCCUAACAAGACUGCUACAUCCAUGUCUCCAGGAAGCAUGCCUGCAGAGAGAUGUGCUGUUACAGACUUACAGUCCCAAAAUACAGACGCACCGCUUGCAAUGUCACCUGAACAGAUACAAAGGUUGCAGACAGAUCUUGUGGUGGUUCAUAAAAAUCUAUCCACAAUGUCAGACUUGAUGUCAAAAAAGGAGGCUGGAAGGAUUCAGCGAUCUGAUACAGAACAAUUACAGCAGUUGUAUAUGAAGAGUAAGGAAAUGCAGGGCCACAUGGUGGAGCUCAUACCCAGACUCACAGAUGAGAAACUUACAGAGCAAUUACUGACCGCCAACGAUAACAUCAACGCAACUUUUACACAAUAUUACAGAUUUGAAAGACAUCUCCAACAACAGAGCAACACGCAGACGGAAACUCAACACCAACUAAAAGCCCAAGGUGCCGUCGCCCAGUCAACAGUCAGCACGCUGUCCAAUCAGAUGGCAGGAUUGAGCACAAAAACAGAAGACUUCACCCAAAAUAGAAACGGCUCAUUACAAAAAAGCCCACAAAACAUUGUAGCAGUUGAUGGUCUGGCUGCCAACCCCAGAAAGCAAGAGGACACCGGCACGGAUGACAGUCUAGACUCCACCACCUUCAGCAGCUCACCUCAGUUUCAAUGGAUGAUUGCAAAGGGAAUGAUCCCUGUCGAUCAGAAUGACAUCAUGGACGACAUUGAGCAAUGGCUUAACGUGGAUGUUGAUGAUUCAGAUGGAGUCACGAGUGAAGAGUUUGAUAAGUUCUUGGCGCAAAGAGCAAAAGCAGCCGAACGUCUUCCUUCAGUAACGGCGUCAAUCUAUGACCCAGACAUCUCACAACCAUAGAUCUUUUAGAUUUACAUCCCGUGUCCUGCGAUGAAGAAGCCCACAGACAAAAACUUUGUUCCGGGUGGAUUUAAAGAACAUGAACUUAAGCGACACCUGGACCUAUUAACCUGUUAACAAUUUCCUGCAUUGUUGUUUUGCACACACACAAUCACUUUUAUGUUUCCUUUUAGGUUUAAUAGUGUAUAUUUUUUCCUUGUGAAACUUAACUUUGAUUACAGGUAAAGUUACCAUAAUUUGGGUGGAUUGAUUACCAAUUGUUUAACCAUAAACACUGUUGUUUAACGUUGGUUACUGUAGUGGGACAAUGGUAAAUUUGUGGUUAAACCAUCGUUAAUUUUCGUAUGGAUUUAUGUCUUUUGUCAAACCUUCGAGGCAGGUUAUGAUGGCAAGUCUAAUUGUACUGCAAAAUACAAUCGGGUAUUUUAGUACUGCAACAAAUUUGACUUUUCCACCUUAAUACUGUUUUGUUAUAAAAGACACUUUCUGUAAAAUAUUUUGCUUUUAAAAAUAUUUUCUUAAUAUCUCGGAGGAGAAUAAGCUCUACGGUAAAGCCUGAUAAAUGCGCCUUAUUUAAAAUAGGUAAGGUUAAAGCCAAUUAUGGAUGUAUAUGUAUGUAUCUUAUUUGGCUGCUUUAAUUAAGGUGACUUUUACAGUAAGGUAACGGUUAAUUAAAUAUUUUCUUACAAUGACUGUUGUUUACUUCCACUCAACCUGUAGUACUUGAACUGUUAAUAUAUUUUAAAUCCUAAUUAUAUUUAAGUUUUGGGUUAUGUUACAGGAUAUUCAUUAAAAUAAAGUAAUUUGCAAGUG
This is a messenger RNA of Misgurnus anguillicaudatus (oriental weatherfish), 2255 nucleotides long. RefSeq names its product target of myb1 membrane trafficking protein (gene tom1). Gene Ontology annotation, molecular function: phosphatidylinositol binding; ubiquitin binding; clathrin binding. Gene Ontology annotation, biological process: signal transduction. Gene Ontology annotation, cellular component: membrane; endosome. Lineage: Eukaryota; Metazoa; Chordata; Actinopteri; Cypriniformes; Cobitidae. The record is from RefSeq and is a predicted model, not a curated record.